AGCUCCUGCCACGCACGGUGAACAGCGCCUGAACCGCAGCGACCGAACACAAGCCAUGGCCCGCGCCUGGCCUGCAGGUGGCUCCUCCGGACUCCUGGUGCUCCUGGCCGCCCUGGCGGCGCUGUGCCUCCUGCAGAACGCCUUCGUGAGCCCUUCCGAAUCCAAGACCACCCUGCGUGGGGAGGAUGUGGCAAAGCUGGCCGCUGCCGGGGCGGUGCUGGCGCCGGAGGCCGCGCACGCACGACUGCCAGAGGAGUUUGUGAUCUUCGCGCCCAUCGUGGACGUGCUGCCGAUCAUCCCCGUCUUCUUCUUCUUGCUGGCCUUCCUCUGGCAGGCGGCAGUUGGCUUCCGAUGAGCUCGCGCUCGAGCGGCCUGCUUGUGGCGGGGGUUCCGCUUCGCUUUUUGUGGACCUGAGCACUAAGAGUACUCAGGGCAUCUGAGCGUGUGAAAGCGUGACAUUCCGAAACAAGACAAACC
This is a messenger RNA of Effrenium voratum, 477 nucleotides long. Lineage: Eukaryota; Dinophyceae; Suessiales; Symbiodiniaceae. The record is from the annotation of a GenBank genome assembly.